Messenger RNA from Trichoderma asperellum CBS 433.97, 1032 nucleotides. The record is from RefSeq and is a predicted model, not a curated record. NCBI's taxonomy places the organism in Eukaryota, Fungi, Ascomycota, Sordariomycetes, Hypocreales, Hypocreaceae.
AUGGCAGCGGUCAGCCGCUGUCAAGCUGAUGGCGAGCAUGUGCCAACAGAGCUAAUAGCCUCAGUACCAGGUACACUUCAGAUUGCUGAGGGUAAUCUGGUAUCAAAAGAAAGUGGCGACCUGCGGAACGUGCCAGGACUAUAUAAUCCGCAUCAAAUGGCGGCUUGGAAAUCAACAGUCGAAGCUUUUCAUUGCAAAGCAAGCUUCAAUUUUGCUCAACUAUAUACAAUAGGCCGAGCAGCGUAUAGAGAAGUAGACGAUGAAAAGGACUUCGAAUUUAGAAGCCCGAGCGCUAUUCCAUGGAAAGAUGGUGCCCGCACACCAACAGUCAUGACGACAGCAGAUAUUAAGGAAACCAUAAAAAAUUUUGUGGGGGCUGCAAAAAAUGCAAUGGAAGCGGGCUUUGAUGGGGUCGAAAUACAUGGCGCAAACGGCUAUCUCAUCGACACCUUUAUUCAAGACAUUAGCAACCAGCGCGAUGACGAAUAUGGCGGUUGUAUUGAGAAUCGGUCUCGUUUCGCAUACGAAAUUAUAAAAGCUGAUGCUCAUGCAAUUGGGGUCAACCGAGUUGGACUCCACCUGAUAAAGAAGGCAGACAAAUUAGGCAUCGCUUAUAUCCAUCUAAUUGAGUCGCGCAUCACUGGUUGGGACAAUAUUCCUGAGAACGGGCGACUAGAUUUUGCAUAUAGCAUUUUCAGGGGGCCGAUUCUUGUUUCUGGAGGCUAUACAACAGAAAACAUUGCCGUCAUGUUUGGGAGAUGUUUUACAUCAAAUCCAGAUCUGGUAUUCAAAAUAGAGCAGAAUCUAAAGUUUACCCCAUUCAAUGUGGAGGACUUUAUAUAUUCCCAGACGCCUAAGGGAUACACUGAUUAUAUAUUCAGUGAUGAAUAUUUAGGAAGUCUCAAUACUACUCAAGUUGCUUCGCAAUAUGCUCAAGCGGGAAGCAUGCAAACAUCCGUUUCUUUAGCAACAGCCUUCAAGUCUGUCAGCAUGUAUUUCCAAGAAUUCGGCUGGUAUAGGCAUAUUUCCUAG